CGAGAGGAGAAAAUUGGGCUCGUGCUGCGUGAGACGGCGGCGGUGUUGCGUCUGACGUGUGACGCGGGGUUCCUCUUGGGCGCGCGGAGAGGCGGCGGCGGCACUGUGACCAGAGAGCAGCCUCGCUGUGAGGGGCCAACAGGAAACAGCAUGGUUUAAGGAGAUACCAGAGUUUGUCGGGAGGCAAAGGCGCCGGAGAACGGAGAUUAAGGGAUAUUGUACCUCCAUUCCUACUCACUGGGAUUCCAGUGAAACUGAAUAGAACAGGAAACCAUCUUGUCCUUUGAGACUUGGUGUUGCCAGCCAUUAUUAAACACCAGAUAAGCGACCAGGAGCACUCGGAAAUAUUGAAAGCUAUGCAUUUUGAAGCCUGUUGUGUCUAAUUUUGGUGUGGGCGGAAGAAAACAAACAUCACCCUUGUUGUUGUCGACCUUUCACCUGGACCUGUGACCCUCAUGUCAGUGCCUGUCAUGGACAAACACAAAGUAAAGCGAGCACGACUUGAUCGCAUUUGUGAAGGCAUUCGCCCUCCCAUUUUAAAUGGCCCAAUGCACCCGCGCCCCCUGGUGGCGUUGCUGGACGGGCGGGACUGCACUGUGGAGAUGCCGAUCCUGAAAGAUGUGGCGACCGUGGCAUUCUGUGAUGCGCAGUCUACUCAGGAGAUUCACGAGAAGGUACUGAAUGAAGCGGUGGGAGCCUUGAUGUACCACACUAUUACAUUAACACGCGAGGACCUUGAGAAAUUUAAAGCACUUCGAAUCAUCGUCAGGAUUGGCAGUGGUUAUGACAACGUCGACAUUAAAUCAGCAGCAGAUUUGGGGAUUGCAGUGUGCAACAUUCCUUCUUCAUCGGUGGAGGAAACGGCAGACUCGACUCUGUGCCACAUAUUAAACCUCUACAGGCGGACAACGUGGCUCCACCAGGCCUUGCGGGAGGGCACAAGGGUAUCAAGUGUUGAGCAGAUUCGGGAGGUGGCCGCGGGAGCAGCUCGAAUCCGUGGAGAGACUCUGGGAAUCAUAGGCCUGGGACGUGUUGGUCAGGCAGUGGCUUUGCGAGCGAAAACAUUUGGAUUUAACGUGAUCUUCUACGACCCGUACCUUCCGGACGGAGUGGAGAAGUCGCUGGGUCUCCAGAGAAUAAGCACCUUACAGGACCUGCUGGUUCACAGUGACUGUGUCACCCUGCACUGCAGUCUGAACGAGCACAAUCACCAUCUCAUCAACGACUUCACCAUCAAACAGAUGCGUCAGGGGGCCUUCCUGGUGAACACAGCGCGAGGGGGGCUGGUGGAUGAAAAGGCUUUGGCUCAGGCUUUGAAAGACGGGCGGAUUCGAGGAGCAGCGUUAGAUGUCCACGAGUCCGAACCUUUCAGUUUUAGUCAGGGACCCCUAAAGGACGCGCCAAACCUUAUCUGCACCCCACACACGGCAUGGUACAGUGAGCAGGCAUCGAUUGAAGUCCGCGAAGAAGCGGCUCGAGAGAUCCGCAGAGCUAUCACAGGUCGUAUUCCUGAUGCUUUGAAAAACUGUGUGAACAAAGAGUAUCUGUCAGCCGCGGCUCAGUGGACCAGCAUUGACCCUGCAGCUGUUCACCCGGAGCUGAAUGGAGCUGCUUACAGAUUUCCAAGCGGAGUGGUCGGGGUGACAGCAGCAGGUAUCCCCUCGGCUGCGGUGGAAGGAAUUGUAGCUGGAGCCCUGCCCAUGCAGCACGGGAUGACUUCAGUUGCCCACCCCUCGCACACUCCAUCCCCCGGCUUGACUGCCAAAUCGGAACCCGACAGAGAGAUCCCUGCCGACCAGUAGCAGCUCUCUUGCUCUCUCUCUCUCUUGCUCUCUCUCUCUCUCUCUCUCUCUAUAUAUAUAUAUCUCUGUCUCUCUCUCUCUCUCUCUCUCUCUGUGGGGGAGGGGGGAACCGAAGAAGAAAAAAAAUGGCAUUCCUCACCUUUGUCCUUUAAACUUCCAUCAGGAAGUAGCCCUAAAGUUCACAGCAAAAAAAAAAGGAAAAAAAGAACUGAGACUAUAGACCGUAGAGAAUGCAGGUGAAGAACACUGCAUUCUAAUUAAUUGUCAGUAAUUUCUUCUGUGACCUUGUAAAAAGGAAAGAAAACCUUGUAGUACCUCAAGUCAGCCAUGAAUGUACUGUCUGUGUACAGUUUUGUAGAUGCCACAGAUUUGUUUAGCUGUGAAUAUACUUUAAAAAAAAGUAAAAAUAUACAGUACUUCCUACUUUUGCAUACAGAAAUGCGUUUGGGUCAGUGCACAGAAUUCUCAGGCAAAAAAAAACCCUAACUUUGUGAUUUCUUUUCUUAGUUGCUUGGUAACUUGCGCCAAGUCCCUUCAGACAUUUAUUGUUACUUGGCUGGCGAUCGAGAGGUUCGGGUCUCUCCCUCUCUCCCCCCUUCCCCCCCCACCCUUUGUGAGUUGUUGCUGGUUUUCUCUCCGUUCCUGUUAUAGUAUCUAAGGAAGUGUCACCCAGAACCCAAACCACUGUUGGCUUUUUUUAAAAAAAAUUAACGGUGUUAACCCCAACUCCCCACCCCAA
Molecule: messenger RNA, 2541 nt
Organism: Callorhinchus milii (elephant shark)
Lineage: Eukaryota; Metazoa; Chordata; Chondrichthyes; Chimaeriformes; Callorhinchidae
Product: C-terminal-binding protein 1-like
Exons: 12
Coding region: 456-1802 (448 amino acids)
Molecular function (GO): oxidoreductase activity, acting on the CH-OH group of donors, NAD or NADP as acceptor; NAD binding; transcription corepressor activity
Source: RefSeq, a predicted model, not a curated record